AUGACGGAAGCUGCGAAGAAUGACGUGAUUGAUGCGGAGACUCAUGGGGAGGUAGAUAAGGACAAGAGGAGCUGUAAAGCCGGCGGGAAGCCAAUGAUUGCAGGCAUAGCUGGGGCCUAUGGCUACCCCUCGAGGCUGGACAAAGUGGGAGGAGUCAAAGGAAAAAUUGAGGAUGAGGACCAGUCCUGCCAAAUGGAGGAGUGUGGUACUACAGCGAAACUGGUUGGCUCUUUUAUUGAGAAAGAAGCAACGAGCUUUAAGGGCUUCUUGAUGGAGGAUCAAGAAGUAAAGGAUGAUUUUGCACUCUCCGGUCAAUGCUGCAGAAGGCAGCAUAUAGACAUCUUUAACAUCCUGGAGUUGGUCACUCAGCGACAGCACAAUGCGCAUGCGGCUCUCGCCGGACCACCGUUGGCCGGCAGUGACGGCUUCCGGCGAGGUGCGCGUGCGCGGGUUCUGCGGGCGGCCGGUACCCAGCGCGAGGUGCGCGUGCGCGGUGGGGAGAUGGCGGCGACGUCUGGGGACGGGGACGAUUCUCUGUACCCGAUCGCGGUGCUGAUCGACGAGCUGAGGAAUGAGGACGUGCAGCUCCGUCUCAAUAGCAUCAAAAAGCUGUCCACCAUUGCGCUGGCUCUAGGUGUGGAGAGAACGCGAAAUGAACUGCUGCCAUUUUUAACAGAUACGAUUUAUGAUGAGGAUGAAGUACUGCUUGCUUUAGCUGAGCAGCUGGGAUCAUUCACUGCCCUGGUGGGAGGCCCAGCACAUGUCCAUUGCCUGCUGCCCCCGCUAGAGAGCCUGGCCACAGUGGAGGAGACGGUGGUGCGGGAAAAGGCCGUGGAAUCGCUGCGCACCAUCUCCAAGGAGCACUCUCCCUCGGACCUGGAGCGCCACUUUGUACCCCUUGUCAAGCGUCUCUCUAGCGGCGACUGGUUCACAUCCCGCACGUCAGCCUGUGGCCUCUUCAGUGUUUGCUAUCCUCGUGUCUCCAGCACUGUCAAGUCGGAUCUCCGGCAGUACUUCAAGCAGCUCUGCACAGAUGAUACCCCCAUGGUGAGGCGAGCAGCCGCUUCCAAACUAGGUGAGCUUGCAAAAGUUCUUGAGCCGGAGAACAUCAAGUCUGAGAUCCUGCCCAUGUUCACCAACCUGGCCACAGACGAACAGGAUUCUGUACGGCUGCUGGCGGUUGAGGCCUGCGUCUGCAUUGCACAGCUGCUGAAGCACGAGGAGCUGGAGAAGAUGGUGAUGCCCACGCUUCGCCAGGCCAUGGAGGACAAAUCGUGGCGUGUACGCUACAUGGUGGCAGACAAGUUCACUGUG
Molecule: messenger RNA, 1314 nt
Organism: Hypanus sabinus (Atlantic stingray)
Lineage: Eukaryota; Metazoa; Chordata; Chondrichthyes; Myliobatiformes; Dasyatidae
Product: serine/threonine-protein phosphatase 2A 65 kDa regulatory subunit A alpha isoform-like
Exons: 8
Biological process (GO): protein dephosphorylation
Cellular component (GO): protein phosphatase type 2A complex; cytoplasm
Molecular function (GO): protein phosphatase regulator activity; protein binding
Source: RefSeq, a predicted model, not a curated record